Molecule: messenger RNA, 1875 nt
Organism: Pocillopora damicornis (cauliflower coral)
Lineage: Eukaryota; Metazoa; Cnidaria; Anthozoa; Scleractinia; Pocilloporidae
Product: alpha-1,6-mannosylglycoprotein 6-beta-N-acetylglucosaminyltransferase A
Biological process (GO): protein N-linked glycosylation
Cellular component (GO): Golgi apparatus
Molecular function (GO): alpha-1,6-mannosylglycoprotein 6-beta-N-acetylglucosaminyltransferase activity
Source: RefSeq, a predicted model, not a curated record
UGAAACGCUCAAGGCUUGCAACGCUCAGGGCAAUUUGUUUGUUCGUACACAUACCUUCGUAACGGCUACUGAUCGCGUCUAGGAGAUAAUUUAAAACCUAGCCUAUUGACCGCCAGAGAACGUGCAUGUUGACCACUGAUGGCAACAUCGAACCGAUCUUCCGCACGGAUUUAAAACAAUUGACGUACGAAUGAGGUAUUAUUCAUCCUCGGGGAUGUUGUGGCCGACUCGAAGGCGAUAUGGCAGGUUGUUGUUCGUUUUCGCGACGAUAGUGUGCAUCUCAUUUCGUUCCUGAAUUACAGUGGCCUCAAUGAAAUGCCUAUGAACUCACACCCGCAAAGAGGAUCGAUUGUUGCAGAUGUCAUUCAGAGAGUAGAAACGCUUGAACACCAUGUUGAGAAUUCAGAAAAGCCCAGCAAAGAAGAAUGCCAGGUUCCACAUGACUGGUUGUUCCCAUUUUGUGAAUCAAAGAUUCAAUACAUACAGCAACUUUGGGGAACAAAUGCAGAAUGCUAUGUUAAUAGACACAAACUGAAGCCAGAGAACCUUUGCUCUGCCAUUAUUUACCUUAGUGAGGUUGAAAGAUUUUGUCCAUUGCUGCCAUGGCGGCGGAGAAACAGUACAAGCACCAAAGAACCCAAGCUUGCAGAAAUGAGAUUUGAGUUAGAUCAAGCAUUCAUAGACACCCUAAAUAAAUUGAAUUUGCGGUGGAUGCGUGACCGUAUCACAAGAAUGUGGCCUCAAUGGGUGGCAGCAGCCAAACAGUUCACAGCAGAGGGAUCACUACGCAGGAAACAUCACGUCAAAAAGAUUUUUAUUUUCUUCGGCACGUAUGCUUAUCAACCCAUGUGGCUGGAUAUGGCUUUCACCGGUGCACCUCUGGGAGAGAUGGUGCAGUGGAGCGAUCUGAUAGCGGCGUUGUACAUAUUGGGACAUGACGUGACACUCUCCGUGAACUCCACUACGUACCAGAGUUAUAUGUCACCUCCAAAGUCACCUGGUUGUUCUGAUGUAUUUGAGCCUGAGUUUGACCUGAUUUACACAGACUACAAUGGGUUUACCUACAUGCUGAUGCACAUUACUCCAAAUUUGUCGCCUUAUAUAUGCCGAAUAAGAAUUCUUGAUUCCUUUGGAACGGACGCACAGUUUAACUAUGGAGCAUAUAAAGGCGGGAUACCUGGCGAAAAGACAGCGUGGGCGCGAGCUGAUAUCAAUCUUCGGCAGAUCAUGACAAUGUUUCCUCAUAGUCCAGAUAACUUGUUUCUGGGCUUUGUGGUUGGUGAACCUAUUCCAGAAGAAGUUAAACCAUUGAAGAAAAAACCGAUCGGACUCGUUUAUGGCAAAGAAGCUAGCUUCUGGCGGGGAAAAAGAGAAUACCUCGACACGUUACAUAAACAUUUAGAAAUACAUGGAACGUUCUCUGCUAUGUCGGAAGCAGAGAUCAAAGAAAAUAUUCCUGAGUACGUGAUAUCACAUGGCAUUCUUAGUAAACCCGACUUAGAAAAACUUUUACAGGAAACUAAGGUGUUCAUAGGUCUCGGAUUUCCGUAUGAAGGCCCUGCACCCCUGGAAGCAAUAGCACAAGGAUGUAUUUUUCUAAAUGCCAAGUUUGACCCUCCGCAUAAUCGCCUCAACACAGGAUUCUUCAAGUUGAAACCAACUCUUAGAAACCUUACAUCCCAGAAUCCUUACGCCGAAGUCUUCAUCGGAAAGCCACACGUGUUCACCGUUGAUAUUUCUAAUCUUUCACAUGUGGAAGAGGCUGUCAAGGAGAUGUUAAGAACUGAGGUCAAGCCUUACCUUCCUCGUGAAUGGACGCAUAAAGGCAUGCUGGAACGCGUGAAUGCUUUCACAGAAUAUUAUGUGAGUACUUAG